This is a messenger RNA of Uncinocarpus reesii 1704, 5499 nucleotides long. RefSeq lists its product as uncharacterized. The record is from RefSeq and is a predicted model, not a curated record. Gene Ontology annotation, biological process: Golgi to endosome transport. Lineage: Eukaryota; Fungi; Ascomycota; Eurotiomycetes; Onygenales; Onygenaceae. The transcript has 8 exons. The coding region runs from base 1 to 5499 and encodes 1832 amino acids. Gene Ontology annotation, cellular component: trans-Golgi network; endosome.
AUGAGUCUGGAUCCUGGCAACCUGGGGAGGUCUUCGUCUCCCGCAAGCUCCGAAGCUUCGCUGCCGAAAAACAAAAUCCGCGCAUUUGAAGAUGGACUCAAAAAGGACAAAGGCUAUCGCCGCUAUGCGUCCAACGUCGAGCGGGCACUGUCUCUGUUCGACACGGCGCUACAAGAAUGGGCGGAUUACAUUUCCUUCCUGAGCCGGUUACUAAAGGCUCUUCAAUCCCACCCUCCAUCUUUGGCAGUCGUUCCGGAGAAGGCCACCGUUGCAAAGAGACUCGCGCAAUGCUUGAAUCCUUCCCUCCCCUCUGGUGUGCACCAGAAAGCGCUCGAAGUGUACGGCUAUAUAUUUGCACUAUUGAAGCCAGAAGGCCUAUCGCGCGAUCUUCCGCUCUAUCUCCCAGGAAUUGCGCCGACCCUUACCUUUGCCUCACUUUCCGUUCGGCCGCUAUUUCUGUCGCUAAUUGAAACCUAUGUUGCUAAGCUGGAUUCCGCGUGUAUUCGGCCUGCGCUGAAAGCUAUUCUCCUCUCGUUGCUUCCCGGCUUAGAGGAGGAGACCAGUGAGGAUUUCGAAACCACGCUCAGGAUUAUCAAUCGGUUUAAAGACAUUUCAAGUGGAGGGGAAAAUGACAAUAUAUUCGAUUCGCCUACUCAUAGUCAAUAUUUCUGGCAGUGCUUGUUCCUCGCGUCUAUAACCAACCCCACGCGGAGAAUGGGCGCAUUGGCCUAUUUAAAUCGCUAUUUGCCAAAACUCGGCGGCCAUUCACCACGGGGUGCUUUAUUGAACCGCUCACAGCCCGAAGAGGAAGCAGAUUUAUCGGCUUUGAUCGCUUCGGUGACUUCUCCUGAACCUGGUCUUCUUAUCCGAUGUUUUGCAACUGGUUUGACGGACGACCAGCUACUUGUGCAAAGGAACUACCUGGACUUGCUUGUUACUCAUCUACCUCUCCACUCCCCGGUUCUCCAAACACGUAUUACUGCAGAUGACCUGGAACUCUUAGUUGCUGCUGCGGCAGGAGUGGUCAUCCGGCGAGAUAUGAGCUUAAACCGCAGGCUCUGGGCAUGGUUUCUGGGGCCUGAGCUAACAAACGAUUCAAAUGAAAGUGGAGAUAUGGAUUUACAGUCCAUCACUAGUGGGCAUUCAGUAUCGCAAUUAGACAAAGAGAUGCCUAAAUCCCAAUAUUUUGCACAUUUUGGUUUACAGCCACUUGUGAACAGCAUCAGAAAAAGGAUUGCCAAGGGCUCCAUAAUUCCACAGGAGCGAGCCAAACCAUUCCGGAUCUCGCUGUCCUUGAUGGACCGAUGGGAGGUUGGUGGGUUGAUUGUGCCAGAGAUAUUUCUCCCCGUCAUGCGAAGUGUCCAGGAAUACAAUCACAUCGCCGCCUCGAAAGCCAAGUUUGACGAAGUGCUCCGAUCAGCGAGUGCUUUCUUUGAUGGAGUUGAAAGCAGCCUAAUAUUCUCUGAGCUACUCACCCUAGUACUUGGCUCGACUCAAGAUGGUGCUUCCAGUCAAGCCCUUGCAAACCUACGGCUCGCGAAUUUUGUUUUGUCCCAUUUCAAUGUCAAAGAGGAAGAAAUGCUUACUGUUCAUAUUCCACUCUUACUCCUUGGGACCCUUCUCACCAUGAAUACUUUGUCGUCCGUUGGACAAGGCUCGGAAAUCUCUAAAUUAGCAUUUGAUGAAGCGUCUUCUAUUGCCCACAACUUACUAAGUCUAAUACCUAGCAGAGCCCUUGUCGACAAGGUGUCAGAGCAGCAACCGCCUGGUCAGAAACCGAAGAUUACGAAAAAUUUGACAUUGGACGAAAUAUCGACACAACUGCGUGUGUUUUAUACUACGACGAAAGAUAGUCUUGAGGGUCGUGAAUCGCCAUUUGGUCCGGAAGUUCUAGCAGAGUUGCUUCUCUCGGAGGCCCACUCACAAGUCCUGGAUGCUCUUGAAUCAGAAAAUCGGCAUUUGUGGUUAAGGGACCAAAUGAACUUUCUUGUCUCAAUGCUCAAGAAAUCGCCCAGAUCGCAGAUAUUUGAAGCCGGGGAACUGUACCGAGCAAUGCAUGAUAAGAUAUGCGUCGCCAAUAAUGCGUCAGACGUUAUGCCUAUGUCUACACUUUCUGCGAUAUGCUCUAUUGUUACAGCAUUGUACAGUAUCCACGAGACUGGCCUAUAUAUCUCAUACGACCAAAUCUGUGAGAUCGUUCCUAGUUUGGCGCAGCAAUUGUGGGAGCAAUUAUCUCCAUCGAGCCCUAAGUUCCAUGUAGAAGCGGUUCGUGGCUUGUGGGCCUUGCAUUCCGUCUCCUGGCGAGAUCAUUUGGUGGAGGCUGCAAUAAGUUCGUUAAUGAUCUCUUCCACCGUUUCAAGUUCGUCUCAUAGGACGACGGUGGAUCAUGUUGAAAAAUUCUUUGUUCUCUGGAACCACAGCUACCAGGCAGGCAGUGGUCGUACUGCAUCAAGAGCCAUUGGAGAACAUCUGUCAGACCAUAAUUCAGGCCGAGACCCGCAAUCAAUCUACAAAUUAUCGCUAUUGGAGCGGCCACUGUUCAUGUCAUUGGACCUACUAUCUACUGGCCCGGGCAGGCCUUAUUCGAUAGUUAAGCAUUGGAUGCAAGAAACAUCAACGGUAUAUCAGGUUCUAAAUAUCCUAAUCUCAAAACUUUCCGAGUUCCGCUGUCUCAAGCUUUCUGAUAAAGAUGAUUCCAAUGAUCCUAGAUCGCGGCAUGGGCUAGAAGAUGAGGGUCGAUGCUAUUAUCUGCUUAAAACGGUAUCGAACAUUCUUGCGGCACUGAAUCAUACAGGUUGGAAUGCUCUCACAUCUAGGACCAUUGCUAAUUCUAGCAAACAAGGCCUCCAUAUCGAUGUUGAAGAUGGUUCCAGCUUCCAGAUCACGCUCGCGCAACUGUCGGUACAAUUGCUUAAGAAAACACAACAAGGCUCCACAGACAUGAGUCGCCGUGGGGAACAGCUGCAGGAGGUCGCACUUAUCCUUUUGCACCAGCUGCUCUUAGGCCCUGGUGCUGAGUCGCUUUAUUAUCUUGGCCUUGAUACUGUGCUUAUUGAGCUCCUAUCGUCUCGCCUGGAUAAGGACGAGACUGCUCUACAGAGCGCUAUCAUAGAUGCCAUUCUACCCUCUCUUAAAAUCCGGUUCGCCUACGAUACGAGGGAAUUGUCUGCAGCUAAAUCUCCGAAACAUCAGCGCAGGGGUUCCCUGGAAGCAUUAUCACAAAUGUCACGCCUAUCAUUUACUGGGGAGCGGUCGGAAAAGGAUUAUAUCAUUUCUCGAUUACCACAACCCCCAUCGCAGCUGCUACCGUGUUUACUGAAAGGAUGCCUUUGCAAAGAAAUCAAGGCUGCUUACCAGGAGCUACAGCUCAUGUUCCAGCGGUCUGAUGAUACGCCUCACAAUCGAUCAGAACAGGUUACAAUUGCUCUACUCGCGGCGCUAGAAAAUUGCAUUGCAACGGCGCAUGACCGUUUACUACUCGAGGAGGCUCACGCUUCAGACACAAAAAGCCCUGAGCAGCCUCAAAGCUUUUUCGGAAACAUGGUUUCGGGAGUGUUCGCUGCGGAAGCUAGCCAGGCCCGCAGUGCUACCGCUAACGACCGGUUAACUGUUCUCCUUUGCUUCCAAGAUGCAGUGCGCCUGUGCUAUUCAAUCUGGGCGUGGGGCGACAGUGGCAAUAGCAAAGAUUCACGAGAUUCGGAAUGUCAAGCUUCCUUUCAGUACACAUCACUCAGGAUGCGGAACCGGUGCCGUCGAAUCUUGGAACAUUUAUUUACCGCGGAAACACUCGAGUGUUUGGAGACGCUGAUCGAACUCUGGCGGACGUCAAUCGACGGAGCUAACCACAGUUCAGGGAGAUCCAUCUUCAAUCUGCUCCAUACUUUGGAGGGCUCUAGGCCGAAGGUAGCGAUCCCUGCAAUAUUCAACGCGAUCUACAGUCGAACGAACCCGACAGCCUUGGAUCCGAGUCGCAAGUCCGCGAUGACGUCCCACUUGACUGAAGCGGAUCUGGCCGCCUUUCUAGUUAUGUAUUCUAGAUCGCUAGAUGAAGAUGUCUUGGAUGAGAUUUGGGUGGACUGUACAACAUUCUUGCGCGAUGUUUUGAGUAAUCCUUUCCCGCAUCGCCAAAUCCUAUCACGACUACUUGAAUUCACGGCAAUCCUAGGUGAAAAGAUGGAGCAUACGACUUUUGGAGAGGAUCAGCGGGCCAAGAAGGAUCUAGGAGACAUACUCUUGAGGCUUCUCACAGCUAUCUCUACAAGUAAACCAAUGGGCCUAUCUCAAGACCCGUCUUCAGCGUCUCGCGCAAUGCAGGCUGACAACCAGGGUGCUUCUGGCAACAAAUAUCAAGGAAUCGGACCGGACGAUGUUUACAGUGUCUUGUCCUCCAUUCUUCCAGCCCUGACCACGUCUCUGAGCGAAGCAGAUCGCAUAAACUCUGCUAUGUCCAACAUCUCAACAAACAUACUUGCUCCUCUGAUUCACUCUCGCCUAUUCCCCCAAAGCGUCAACAAAAGUAUGCUGGAUUUGCUUCAGCAGAUGUCAAAAGUCCCGAGUGCUUCCAAAUACUGGAGAAAGGACGUCGGUGAUGCAUUCAACGACCCAAAAUUCUUUGCUAUGAAGCUUGACCUUGUCAAGAGCAAUUGGCUAAGUCUUCUCCGGCAAUGGACUCUUACGGACAAAGAGCGUCUUCCGGAAUUGCUCUCCCGGCUCACACAACCCGCAUCGGCAGGGAUAAUGUUUGGCGUUGGCGCUUCUGCGGCUCGUCUCGAGGCGGAUCGUAAAUCCCAGCUCAACCUGCGUAAGAUCGCCUUGUUAAUUUUAGCAGCAGAUGAGGAUCAUUUUAGCGGUGACCUUUCCACCCUGCAGCAAAAGCUGGAGGACCUCUUGACCGCUACCCAUGUAUCCUCACCAUCCUCCGCGACCAGGGCCGAAGUAUAUAUGGUCCUUCGGUCACUCGUCCUCAAAACUUCCACGAUUCACCUGGCGCAAUUCUGGCCCAUGAUCAACGCUGAGCUUCAAGAUGUGGUAUCUACCAUCGCCCCGGGUCGAGAAUCGGAAACAUACAACCCAUACUCUCUUUUACAGGCGUGUAAACUCCUGGAAACCCUACUUCUCACAUCCCCAGACGAUUUUCAGCUGCAAGAAUGGCUUUUCGUCACAGACACGAUCGAUGCCAUAUACCCACCGGAUCAGUGGCAGUCCGUGGCACUGGCGGACGAGGUUGCGCAAGCUCUAGGCACUGGCCAAAACGGCUCCAUGUCCCACCUUCAGGAAGGCGGCGAGCGUGAAGGCGAUUUCAACCGCCUCUGGCUUGGUACGGACUUGAGUCGGGAGACCGCCAAAGACGAAAUCGUGGACAGGUUGCUCAGGCCUUUUUUUGCACGGCUAAGUAUCCACGCCUUCGAGAGCACAUAUAGCAUGGAAAACCCCGACUGGGGCGCCUGUAAAAAUGAUCUGCUUGCGGACUUGUUCAACGACUUCACGGUUGCGAACUGA